UCCGUUUCCAUUUUUCUUUCUGUUCAUAUUUCUAACUGGUAAAAAAUCUUGUAACGAAAAUCAAAUCAAAGCGGCUUCUUCAGACCAGACUUUUCUUUUUUUUUUUUUUUUUUUCUCUCAAAAUUUUCCCCAUAAAUCUCGCCAAAAUUUGGUCUUAUAGAUUCCUCCUCCUCCCCCAACACUUACCUUCCACAGAUUGCGCUUUCUGCAAGUGGACUCUCCACUUCCUCCAAUGAAUAUCUGGUGGCAAAAGCAGACUCACAUGGAAACCGUAUGCCGAAACUUGUCAUUUCUUUUCCCCUUUGCUUCAUGUUGACAAAAGAAAAUCACCCAUCCCCCCUCUUCAUCGCUUCAUGGAUACCACAAAAUUCUUCUCUUUGUUUUUUUUAACUCUCAAAACCCACUUCGAUUCUCUCAAUAAACCCUACUUUAAGGAGUUCUUCUAUGGUAACAUGAUUCGGCUUCUUUAUUCUUUCUGGGCUUUUCUCUGCAACUUUGUAUUCUCUGUUUUCGGAUCAACAAUCGGGUUUUUGUAUAGAUUACAUGCAUGUAAAGAUAUUGAGAGGAAUCAGUCAGAACCCAGUUUAGAUUCUACCCAAAACAGAGAUGAUUAUGAUUAUGGUUCAUGUGGUUCUGGGAAUUCCGAGCUUCAUGAUUUUGGCUUAAAAAGAACGGGUUUCCAUUUUAGUUUUGUUGAUAAAAUCAAUGGGGAAAACAAGAGUUCUGUUUUCCAGACUGUCACCAGCAAGUAUGAGUUCUUGUCAGAGAAAGAUAUCAGUGGAUUCAUAGAAGAACAAAAGGUUUAUAGCCUGACUGUGCAUCAGCCAUGUCUGUUUUUGGAUAAUCAUGACGGGCUUCCUGAAUUGCAAACAGGGUCUGUAGGUGAAGAGAUAGCAGAGGACUCUGCAGAGAGAUUUAUGGUUAAAAAGAUUUUGGAGAAAGUUGUGGAGAAAGCAGAAAUGGAGUCGAACUUUACAAAUGAAGCAGAGGAAUCUAAUGAAAGUCUUACCAUUGAAGAGAAACUUGAGGAAAAAGAUCAAGAAACCCCCACUGGAUUUUGCUAUGUAGAAGAACAAGAAGAAACAAUAAGUCGAAGAACGAUUGAAGGUCCCGAUUCAGUUGCCUAUGAAUUCGUGGAAAGUGAAGAAGUUUGCGAAGAAUUUGAAUCUGAAAAUGUCAAGAAAGAGGAUAAAACUGAAGAAGAAGAAACUGGCUUAUUCGGUAGCAGAAAUUUCGAAUCAGUAGCAGUUUUUCCGAAUGAUAAUUUAAUCGAUUCUGAUGAUGAAUUCAUAGAACUAAGCCCCCAGAUGGAGAUUUCAGGUGUUGUUGAAGAGGAAAUGCUUGUAAUGGAGGAUUCAGAAGAAGGUAUAAACCAUGAAGAGAGCAGAAAAGGACUAAAAAGUUCAGAAGAAUAUGAAGAACCCAGUUUGCGGGAGGAAGAAUCUGCUUCAAGUUGUGAAGAGGAAGAUUCCGAUGAUGAUGAUUCUGAAUCCAUGUUUGAGUAUGAUGAAGUUAUAGAACAGUUGAAAAUGGAGCUGAAAAAUGCCAGAACUGGCGGCUUGCCAACCAUUGAUGAAGAGUCAGAGUCUACCAAGAUGAUCGAAGAACUAAAGCCAUUAAAGAUUGAUGUAAAAAUUGAACAUAAAGAUAGAAUGAUCGAGAUUCAUAAAGUUUACAGAAGUUACUGGGACAAAAUGAAGAAAUUAGACAUCUUGAAUUCUCAGACCAUCCAUGCAAUCAAUUUACUCAAGUUGAAAGACCAAACUCAAUCAAACGUAACGAAGAAAUCGUCGAACCAAGUAGCUAAAUCACUUAUCCUGCAGAAACUAUUGUCUUUCAAGCAGCGAAAAUUCGAAGCUGAGCCUAUACAAAGACUUAUUAGAGAUGUACAUAAAGAUUUUGAGACAGUAUAUACUGGACAUGUUUGUCUUUCAUGGGAAAUUUUGCAUUGGCAAUUUAGGAAAGUACUAGAAUUGUUGCAGCAUGAUCAUCAAGCCCUUCGUCGGUAUAACCAAGUUGCUGGAGACUUUCAAUUGUUUCAAGUGCUCCUUGAAAGAUUCAUAGAGAAUGAGCCAUUUCAAGGCCUUCCCCGGGUCGAUAAUUAUGUCAAGAAUCGCCAAGUUUCUCAUAACUUUCUACAAGUUCCAGUAAUUAGAGAUGAUGGGUUGAAAUUUAACAAGGGGAGUUAUGAGGGGAAUGGAAAUAUGAUUACAACAGCAGCACUGAGGGAGAUCAUUUGGGAAUCAAUCUGGGUUUUCUGGCAAUUUCUUCGAUCGGACAAACCCGAAACAGAUUUAGGCUUAAAAGGUCCUAAUCAAACUCAAGUUGCUCCUCAAGGCACUGUGGAUUUGGACCUCUUGCUUGAAAUCAAAGCAGAUCUUCAAAAGAAGGAGAAAAGGCUGAAGGAUAUACUAAGAAGCGGAAGCUUUAAAGCGAAGAAUUUCCAAAAGCAUGACUCGAGUCAGGUUGUGUUGAUCGCUCGGAUUGAAUUGAAGCUAAUAUCGAGAGUUCUACGUAUGUCGAAACUAACUGCUGAUCAACUAAUUUGGUGCCACAGAAAAUUACACAGAAUCAACUUUAGUAGCAGGAAAAUUCACUUGGACCCAUCAUUUUCUCUCUUUCCUUGUUAAUAGAUGCAUUAUUACAUUACAAAAGUUAUAUGUAUACAAAAAUAUAGUCUCCACUAUUUUACUAGAAAUUAGAUUUAAAUUUUUUAUAUGUAUUCCAUUAGCACAGA
Messenger RNA from Carica papaya (papaya), 2737 nucleotides. RefSeq lists its product as uncharacterized. The record is from RefSeq and is a predicted model, not a curated record. Lineage: Eukaryota; Viridiplantae; Streptophyta; Magnoliopsida; Brassicales; Caricaceae.